Molecule: messenger RNA, 3535 nt
Organism: Pangasianodon hypophthalmus (striped catfish)
Lineage: Eukaryota; Metazoa; Chordata; Actinopteri; Siluriformes; Pangasiidae
Gene: tmcc1b
Product: transmembrane and coiled-coil domain family 1b
Exons: 8
Coding region: 529-2523 (664 amino acids)
Cellular component (GO): endomembrane system
Source: RefSeq, a predicted model, not a curated record
AUGCAUGGAGAGCUUUUGCCCUUUUGCGUGUCUCUCCAUGCGCGCUGCUGACGUCAUCGUGGGAGUGUCUCAACGGCAGGAAUGAAAUGAACGGUCAUCGGCGCAAUCCUCUCAGGACUCACCAUGUAAUAUCGCCAGGUUUGCCAGGCUAGUCGACAGGAACAAGAAAAACUACUCCGUCCCAUCUGGAUCGAGUGGCAGUUAUCGUCUAUGACCUGAAGAGAUUAUUUUGGAUUACCCCGUAGGAUUAAUUCACACCAUCUUUCUAAAUGGAGACGACAGAGCGGGCGAACUGAUGAAUGGGACGAGCCAUUCCUGAAUUGAGAGCCAGAGGAGGCCGGGCUGGUCUGAUGACAAGCAUGACUUUGAGCCAAUCCACAGAUGCAUGCACGCUCACAGAACCCACCCGAGUGCCAAGCCCCCUGCUACCUGGCUUUUGAAUCUGCCUGUCAGAGGGUUAGUGGUGGCGGGGCUUAGUUAGACCCUGACCCGAUGCCGACCCUCUAAGUUGAACCUGGCAGCCUUGAGAUGGAUCAGGGUGCUAGCGAACAACCUGCCACGGAGGAGCCAGACUCCGGGACUCGAGCUGAGUCGGGGGCGAGCAGGAGGGCUUCUGAGGCCGAGCACAGCUUGUCCAAAAUUACUCAAAAUGCCCUGGAGAACAUGGGCGUGCUUGGCCAUGGCCUGAAACAGCUCUUCCAACCCCAGCGCCGGCGCUCAUCUGUCGUGCCACAAGACCUCUCCUCUUCCUCUGCGAGCCCUGCACCUGAGGCCGCAGAGGCAGGGUCAGAGUUGGGAGAAGCCACUGCCCCUAACAUCACGCCUCCUGACUCUGACCUCCCAUCCACUUCCACCCCCCCCGCAGCUCUGAGCCGUGUGCUGCAGCAGAUCCGAGGUGCUCCCCCCAUGAUGAAGCGAGGGACCAGCCUGCAGAGUCGCCGCAGCAAGACUGGGGGGGGAGGGGAGCCCCCCCAGAAAGGCAGCCCCCAGAUCCAUCGGCGCAGUACCCAGGAGGCUUUGAUGCAGGCUGGACGCCCGCGGUCGUCCUCCACCACGGACACUCCCAGCAGCCCUGCCUUGGCCGACAUGCUCCUGACCUCCGGCUAUCACUCCACCGAGGAAUCAGACCGAGUGGAUCGCCUAGAGGUGUCUGGCUUGGCUGCAUCCCCCAACGCUCUGUCCAGCAGCUCAGAUGGCGGCGGUGCUUACGGUGUAGACUCGGUAGACGGCGCUCCUGACCCGCAGCGCACCAAACAAGCCAUUUCUCAGCUGCAGCAGAAGAUCCUCAAGCUCACGGAGCAGAUCAAGAUCGAGCAGACGGCGCGCGACGACAACGUAGCCGAGUACCUGAAACUGGCCAACAACGCUGACAAGCAGCAGAGCGCACGCAUCAAGCAAGUAUUUGAGAAGAAGAAUCAGAAGUCAGCACAGACCAUCCAGCAGCUGCAGAGGAAGCUGGAGCAUUACCACCGCAAGCUGAGGGAGGUGGAGCACAACGGCAUCCCGCGCCAGCCCAAAGACGUGCUACGUGACAUGCACCAGGGCCUGAAGGACGUCGGCGCCAAGGUGACCGGAGGUCUCUCCAGUAUCUCCCAGGCCACUCAUUCAGCUGCAGGCGUUGUUGUUUCCAAACCCCGUGAGUUUGCCUCGCUCAUCCGCAACAAAUUCGGGAGUGCAGACAACAUCUCGUCGCUAAAAGACUCUCUGGACGAGACGCAGGGGGACGAAGCUGUGCCAGGGGUUGUACCAGGGGCCGGGACGUCAUCCACUAGAGCCCUAGCACCUGGACAGUUGCAGUCCAGCCCCAAGUACGGCAGCGAGGACGACUGCUCGAGCGCCACAUCAGGCUCGGCAGGGGCCAACAGCACCACUGGAGCCCCUGGAGGACCCCCAAGCUCCAAGGGCAACACGCUGGAGCACGGCCAGGCCUCAGGCCUUGACGCUCUGUUUCACGAGAUCCAGGAGUUGCGGGAGAACCAGGGCCGGCUGGAGGAGUCGUUUGAGAAUCUGAAGAGCCUCUAUCAGAGGGAUUACACGGUUAUCAUGCAAGCCCUGCAGGAGGAGAGAUACAGAUGUGAACGUCUAGAGGAGCAGCUGAAUGAUCUCACAGAGCUCCAUCAGAAUGAAAUUCUCAACCUGAAGCAGGAGCUGGCCAGCAUGGAGGAAAAAAUCGCAUACCAGUCUUACGAACGGGCCAGAGACAUACAGGAGGCGCUGGAGGCCUGCCAGACGCGCAUCUCGAAGAUGGAACUACAGCAGCAGCAACAGCAGGUGGUGCAGUUGGAGGGGUUGGAGAACGCCACGGCACGCACCCUGCUCGGCAAGCUCAUCAACGUUCUGCUGGCCGUCAUGGCUGUCCUGCUGGUGUUCGUGUCGACGGUGGCGAACUGUGUGGUCCCGCUUAUGAAGACACGCAGCCGCACGCUUUCCACGCUGCUCCUCGUCGUCGUCCUGGCCUUCCUCUGGAGGAACUGGGAGGCCAUUUCACAGUACCUGGACCGUUUCUUGCUGCACUCUAGAUGACCUGCACGGAAAGUGAUAUCGGCUUUAUGAAGGGAAAGAAAGGACGGGGCCUGACGAAGGACCCGGAGACAAGCGCACUGCCUCAGCCGCUGUGAGCUCCAGAUGAAGGAGCUCGGUGAGGAUGGAUGUCAAGAGAGAUCUCACAGAUGAUUUUGAUGCUUUGUUCCUUGCCCAAGGAGUGAAUUUGUUUACAUUUUGAUGAAGAUAUUUUUUUUUCUGUCUACUGGAAAAAAAUUGUAAUGCAGAGUUGUUUUUUUUUUUUUUUUUUUUUGGUGUUGAAAGUGAUGCAAGUUGUGUUGCUUUGUGUCCUUGUAUAAUUAUAGUAAGAGUAUAAAAUUUAUGCAAAUAACCAGGAUCUGGUUUUGCGGCACUGAAUUAACACUGGAGUGUGUCGAGUGCAAACAGGAUAACGUUCUCUUCAUCAGCAUAGCCUUCAUCACUAUCAUCACUCAGCUUGUUUCCCUUUCUAAACCACGCAGUCUGCUUUUACUCUCUUUCUUCACCACAAUUUCCUCUCUCUCUCUCUCUCUCUCUCUCUCUCUCUUUCUGUCUAUCUGUCUCACACUAUGCACAUCUGUCUUUCUCUAAAUCUCUCUUUGCCCUGCUGUGCUGUGUCCUAUUCCUCUACAUCCUUCUUAUGACCCUUUGCUGCUGAAAGGACUUCCGCACAAUCAUCACUGGAAGAAAUGGGUUCAGCUUGUGCAGAUGAGUUUUGUGUUUGAUUAGCUGGGCUGUACUGGACUGGGCCACAGAAUAAGAAAGUUCUUGGCUUAUCAAAGACCCAGGCUGCCCUGCCUUUGCUUCUCUAGCCCUGCCCAUUGUGCCCCCUGCUGGCCUGCUCUGAUAGAGGCACUGCCUCCAACCCAUAAACAGAAUGAACAUACUUGAAGAGCUAGAAAGGCUCAAAGACUAUCAGUGCUUCCGUACUGUUUCUUAUAGCGACGAUGAAAUAGUCCUUUUUAGUUUUUAUUUUUUAAAAUUAAAUGAAUAAACGGGCUGUUUUAAAAGUGAA